Puntigrus tetrazona (Sumatra barb) is the source of this 3445-nucleotide messenger RNA. It is a transcript of the gene galnt4, whose product is annotated as POC1 centriolar protein homolog B (Chlamydomonas), like. The coding region runs from base 258 to 2189 and encodes 643 amino acids. Lineage: Eukaryota; Metazoa; Chordata; Actinopteri; Cypriniformes; Cyprinidae. The record is from RefSeq and is a predicted model, not a curated record. The transcript is spliced from 12 exons. Gene Ontology annotation, cellular component: Golgi apparatus.
GCUCGGCCAGAGAGGCGCUCUGCGGCCGCCCCGGCGAGCAAUAUAAGGCUCCGGUCUUGCCAACGCUUCGCAUAACGUGACCGGGAGGAGAACGAGGCGCGGACUCCGCGAGCGCUCGCCGAACGCGGAGCGCGGCGGACGACCGCGAGCGCGCGCUUCAGAGGAGCGCGUGCCACCGAACUCCAGCUGCAGCAAGGCAGCAGAAGCGGGAGAGCUGAAGGUGACCUGUGGCCGGGCCGGGGGCUGCAACACAGGACAUGGGAGCUGCCUCUCACUCCCGCUCGUGUCUUGUGUUGCAGCCAGUGGAACUGCUGCACUGUCCACAUCAGAGACGGAAGGAGCGCUGCACCAUCUUACAGGGGCUGAAGAGAAAGCGCAGUGUUAAGUUGGGAGUCUGGGGCUCUUUGACUGGUCCUGUUGUUGGUGCUGGCUGCCAGGUCAUGAAGAUCCGCUGGUCGAGGAAGUUGGCUCUCCUGGCCAAGGUCUGCUUCCUCUUCUCUCUGCUGUGGCUCUUCUACCUUCUCAUAGUCCGUUCGUCCCCCUCUUCUCUUCCCGAUAAAGAUGGCCAACACGACAUCCUGGCCCGUGAUCUUCCAUCCGUUGAGGAGGAGGAGGAGAACCCCGAGAGCCUCCGGCGACCCGUUUAUGAGAAGCUCCCGCCAGACCCCAACACUCCUGGAGAAUAUGGCCGAGCCACUCGACUGACCCUCAGCACUGAGGAGAAGAAAGAGGAGGAGGCCAGCAUUGAGCGCUACGCCAUCAACAUCUUCACCAGCGACAAGAUCUCUCUUCAUCGCCAUAUUCAAGACAACAGGAUGCAUGAAUGCAAAGCUAAGAAGUACAACAUCCGUCACCUGCCUACGACGUCAGUGGUAAUAGCAUUUUACAACGAGGCCUGGUCCACUUUACUCCGAACCAUCCACAGUGUGCUGGAGACGACCCCAGCCAUCCUACUGAAGGAGGUCAUACUUGUGGAUGACUUCAGCGACAGAGGCUAUCUGAAGACGCAGCUGGCUCAGUAUGUCAGUAACCUGGAGCGCGUUCGUCUCAUUCGCACCAAAAAAAGAGAAGGUCUGGUAAGGGCCCGGCUCAUUGGCGCCACCUACGCUACGGGACAUGUUCUCACCUUCCUUGACUGCCACUGUGAGUGUGUGCCUGGCUGGAUGGAGCCACUGCUGGAAAGAAUUGCUGAGAAUGAGAGCACCAUCAUAUGUCCGGUGAUUGACACCAUUGACUGGAACACAUUUGAGUUCUACAUGCAGACAGACGAGCCGAUGGUGGGCGGCUUUGACUGGAGGCUGACAUUCCAGUGGCACGCCGUGCCUGAAAUCGAUCGCAAGAUACGCAAAUCCAGAAUUGACCCCAUUAGGUCUCCCACUAUGGCAGGAGGCCUAUUUGCCGUCAGCAAGGCCUACUUUGAGUAUCUGGGCACUUACGACAUGGGCAUGGAGGUCUGGGGAGGAGAGAAUCUGGAGCUGUCUUUCCGGGUGUGGCAGUGCGGUGGGUCUUUAGAAAUUCACCCAUGCUCCCACGUGGGCCACGUGUUCCCCAAGAAAGCGCCCUACGCCCGAUCCAACUUCCUUCAGAACACCGUCCGUGCUGCGGAGGUUUGGAUGGACUCUUACAAGCAGCACUUCUACAACCGAAACCCUCCAGCACGCAAGGAAUCGUAUGGGGAUAUAUCUGAAAGGAUUGUGCUGCGAAAUCGGCUUCAGUGUAAAAGUUUUGAAUGGUACCUGCAGAACGUCUAUCCUGGCCUGCAUGUCCCAGAGGACAGGGCUGGCUGGCAUGGAGCGGUACGUAGUGCCGGAGUCCACUCUGAAUGUCUGGACUAUAACGCCCCGGACCACAACCCCACAGGAGCUCACCUGUCCCUGUUUGGCUGCCAUGGUCAAGGUGGUAACCAGUACUUCGAGUACACAUCUCAAAAGGAGAUUCGGUUUAACUCGGUGACUGAGCUGUGUGCCGAGGUUCAGGAUGGAAUGACACACAUAGGGAUGAAGCACUGCCCGCGAGACGGUGCUCCCAGACCCCCCGGCAUCAUCUGGGAGUUCAGAGACGAUGGCAGCAUAUAUCACCCUCAUUCAAACAUGUGCCUCACCUCGUACCGCACCGAAGACGGCCGUGCAGAUAUCGUGAUGAGAAGUUGCUCUCCUGGAGACAAACACCAGCGCUGGAGCUUCGAGUGACUUUAAACCCCAUGUUAACUUGGAUGUAAGUGCAAUUAUCAAACAGAACGCCACGUCCGACUUGGCAUUAAAAAAAGGAGCGAAGAACAGGCAAAAAAAAUGGGACCCAUCCCUCCAUAUAGUGCCUUUGCAAACCAAAGUGGACAUGUGGUGCCAAUUCUUGCGUUUCCUUGUUAGAGACGUUCAGUGUGCUAUUACAAGUCCGAAGUGCAUAUUAAUAACAAACUGUAGCAAAUUCAACAAUCCAACAUGUUGGAGCAGCAUUCUUGUGUUUACAUUGGUGCACUAUACGCUUUUAGUGAAUCAUUUUUAGACUCAGCAGUAACUAAUCUGUAGAUCUACUGCACAGCGAUUUUAUUUAAUUGUACCAGAAGUGAUUGAUUUGAGGAUGUUGUGAGUGGGUUUGCCUUGAUUGUCAGCUGUCUUUCUUCUUUUGUCAUUUUGAGGCUGUUUUUUUGUAUUACUAGGGUAUUUAGGGUCUUUUCACCUGAUUUCGUGCAAGCUGCACGGACCGUUUUGGCACACUGGUGUCGAUGGAACUGUACCAGCAAUUUAGGUCUCGCACUAACAGCAGUGUUCAAGUAGCUUUUGGUAAUGACGUGUGUACCUUUUCAAUUCGAAGGAGAUACUUCAGAAUUGGUAUAAAAUGUACAGCAAUUGUGGACCAAAUUUUUCAAAUCCUGAACCGUUUUAGUGGUCUUUCUCACAUUUGGGAAUGAUCCACUUUACAAGCGAAUCGUUUCUGAACUCACCAUAAAGUGCCUCUUCAGCCUAAUUCUUUUUUUUUUUUUUUUUUUUUUUUUUUUUUUUUUUUUUUUUUUUUUUUUUCAAAAAUGGGCAUUUUCCUUCACAAAUCAGAGUAUUACUGUACUUUAUCAUGUUGUUGGCCAAAGUAAAAAUCAGAAAAUCAACUAAGUGCUUUUAUCACGGGUCUUCCAGCUGAAUAUCGAUGCGUUUGCUAAACAUUGAAAAUACUAUAUCGUAAAUAACCGAACAUGAAUAACACCUUAUUUUUGCACUAAAAUGAAUUCAAAAUGGCAACAUAAUUGUUCUAGGUCUCAUUCUUUGUAAUUAAAUGGUUUCGUGGGAAUUAAAGGGAUUGUGGGAAAGUGAACAUGAAAUUUGAAUUACUACUGAUAAAGCACAGUUUGUGGUGAUCGUGUGUUUUGCUGAUCGACUGUAAUGAAGUAUUUUUGGAACAUGGAAAAAGUACAAAGUAUUUUUGUCAACGAAUUAAAUUAAAACUCUAAAUGUUA